CAAACUUUUCAUCGUAUUCUAAAAAUUCAUUGAACGCUUUCAUUGAUUUCUCACCCUACCUAUGCUGAAAUUCUAUUAAAAAAAAUGUGCCAAGUGUCUUAUAGGCAACCACGUUCUUUGGCAAGACCAUUGAUAUCUGUCUAUUUGUAUUUCAAGUGUUUCAGAUAUGCUACGACCUUAGACAAAAUAUGCAUACUUGUGGCAUCUUUUUGUUCGAUAUUUUGCGGAAUCUUAUUUCCCUUAGCGAUGCUUUAUUUUGGUGACGUAACUGGUGCCAUAGUCGAGUAUGCAGCAGCGAUACACAAAGCUCCUACUGAAGACGAGAAGAACCAAUUGAUCGAAACGUUGCAACACCAUAUCAGAAUGUUCGGUGUACAGGCGGCUAUAAUAGUGGUGGUGAUUAUAGCGAUGUUGUAUUUGUCUGUAGUGCUCUACAGCUUCAGUGCAGUUAGGCAGAUUUACAAAAUGAGGAUUUCAUUCCUAGAGAAAAUGUUUAAUCAAGACAUAGAAUGGUUUGACAAGAAUCGUACAGGAGAUUUUGCCACUCUUUUCACGCAAAAUAUUUCCAAGAUAGAAGAUGGUAUUGGAGAAAAAAUUGGACUAUUCCUAUUUUCUGUCACAGUUUUCCUAACAGGAAUAAUUGUGGCCCUGUAUGAAGGUUGGAAAUUAGCCGUAGUAGCUAUGGUCUCCUUACCAAUAUCAACUAUAAUAAUGAUGAUUAUAACUAAGAUUGCUGCCAAAUAUUCGAAAGAAGAAAUGGAAGCCUAUGGAGAAGCUGGUGCCGUAGCCGAAGAAGUAAUCAGCUCGAUAAAAACAGUGGUGGCCUUCGAUGGCCAAUGGAAAGAAACAAAACUUUACGAAAACCACCUGAUCGAAGCCAAGUGCAACAACAUAAAAAGAUGCAUCUUCAUUUCCAUCAAUAAUUUCUGCUUGUGGUUCUGUAUUUUCGCUUGUUACUCACUGACUUACUGGUAUGGUGUCCAUUUAAUCGUCAACGACAGAGAUUUGCCAAGCAAAGAAAGAACUUAUACACCUAGUUCUCUGGUCACCAUAUUUUUCGCUACACUUGGGGCUAUGUGGUAUUUUGGAUUAGCAGCACCUCUUCUGGAGAUAUUAGCCACAGCUCGUGCAGCCGCUCAAAAGGUAUUCUACAUCCUGGACAGUAAACCGAAAAUCAACAAGAUCAAAGAUAAAGGAAGGAAGCUGUAUAAAUUCCAAAAUUGUAUCAAGUUUGAUGAGGUGUAUUUUAGUUAUCCAACACGAUCAGAUGUGAAGGUAUUAUGGGCAUUUGAUCUCCAGAUAAAUAUUGGGGAAACUGUAGCCUUGGUAGGCAAUUCAGGAUGUGGCAAAUCGACAUGUGUUCAGUUACUACAAAGAUUUUAUGAUCCUAAUAUGGGUAGGAUAACAAUCGAUGAUAUAGACAUCAAAGACAUGAACCUCAGAUGGCUGAGAGAAAAAAUAGCAGUCGUCAGUCAAGAGCCUGCCCUAUUCACCACUACCAUAGCAGAAAACAUCAGGUUUGGCAAGGAGGGAGCAUUGCAGGAAGAGAUAGAAAUUGCAGCUAAGAAAGCGAAGAUACACGAUUUCAUCCUAACCCUACCAAAUGGUUACGACACUGUUAUUGGGAAAAUGGGAGGACAACUAUCGGGAGGCCAGAAACAAAAGCUUGCCAUAGCCAGAGCCCUAGUCAGGAAACCACAAAUACUGCUUCUGGAUGAAGCCACCUCGGCCUUGGAUACUUCAAGUGAAGCAGAAGUACAAGCUGCUCUAGAUUCGAUCAGUAGGGAAUGUACAACAAUCAUAGUUGCCCAUCGAUUAUCAACUAUCAGAAAAGCGAAAAAGAUUGUGCUCAUUUCUGAAGGUAAAGUGAGUGAGAUAGGAAGCCAUGAAGAGCUGAUGGCAAAGGGAGGGUUAUACCUGAAAUUAGUAAACUCUCAAGGUUUAACAGAUACCAAACCUUAUAGCGAAAUACAGAAAAUUAUGAGACAUGUCAGUUCGUCAAUGCAUCAGUUCAUAACAGAAAAAGUAGAUGAUGAAAACAUCGAUGAAAAAUCAAAUGAAGACGUACAGAUGAACGGAGUUUUUACGAAAGUGAUCAAAAUGUGCAAGCCCGAAUGGUAUCUCAUUGCUAUAGGAUGUAUAUCUUCAGUGAUCAAAGGCGGUGCAUAUCCAAUCAAUGGAUGGAUAUUUGGAGCAAUUAUCGGAAUUCUCUUUCUUGAAGAAGGCGAUGAAAUGAUCUCUGAGAAUAACACUUUCUGUUUGUACUUUCUCUGCCUUGCAUUCGUUAUAGGUGGUUCAACGUUUCUUCAGUUAUUGACGUUUGGAAUUGCUGGGGAAAAACUUACCCUUAGAACGAGAAUUGACACCUUCAGAGCUGUAUUGAGGCAAGAAAUAGGGUGGUUCGAUAAAAAAGAAAACAGCGUCGGAGCAAUAUGUGCCAGACUAGCAGAUGAUGCUACCAAAAUGCAAGGAGCAGCUGGGAUAUAUAUCGGAACAGUCUUGAAUUUAACAGCGACAUUCAUUGUCACUUUUGCCAUCAGUUUUUAUUAUGAAUGGAAACUAACUUUAGUUUUAUCUAUCAUUUUUCCGUUGAUAUUCAUUUCCGUUUAUUUGGAACAGAAAUUUUUGAGACAGGAUGCUAUUAAAAACCAAGUAAUGCUGGAGAAAUCUUCAAAGUUAGCUAUAGAAGCGAUUGGGAAUAUAAGAACAGUCGUAUCUCUAGGAUGCGAACAGGUAUUCCUAGAUCUAUUCGAGAAAGAACUGCUUCCUUACAGAGCUAUAGCUAACAGAAAAUCGCAUAUAAGAGGCCUCAUUCUCGGAAUGGCCAGAGCCCUAAUGAUUGCUUCUUACCUAGUCGGUAUGACCUAUGGAGGAAAACUCAUCAUUGAUGGAGCCGUAGAAUAUGGAACGAUUUUCAAGGUAUGUGAGAUCAUGUCUAUUGGCUCUUGGGCCAUUGGUAAUGCCUUGGCGAUACCUCCAAACUUCCAGCAUGGCCUGAAUGCUGCUGCAAGAAUAAUAUCCCUUCUAGAAAGGAAACCUUUAGUUAGUAAUAUGGUGAACGCACUGAAACAUCCAUGGAAUGAAGCAAAUGUUGAAUACUCAGACAUAUUCUUCUCCUACCCUACCAGACCAUCUGUCUCUGUUCUGAAUGGGCUAAAUCUGAAUGUGAUGAAAGGAAGAACAGUCGCUCUAGUUGGUUCCAGUGGCUGCGGUAAAUCCACCAUUAUUCAACUGCUAGAAAGGUUCUAUGAUCCCAUAGGGGGAGAGGUAAUAGUGGAUGGUGAGGAUACGAGGAAAAUGGACUUGAAAUGGUUGCGGUCGCAGUUGGGAAUUGUUUCCCAGGAACCCACCUUGUUCGAUAGAACGAUUGCAGAGAACAUUUCUUACGGAGCUUAUGACAAUGAUGGUACUGAGAUGGAUCGUGUUAUGGAUGCUGCCAAAUCUGCGAAUAUACAUGCUUUCAUUUCUACCCUUCCUAUGGGAUAUCAAACCAAAGUUGGUGCCAAAGGUACCCAACUCUCUGGCGGUCAAAAACAAAGGAUAGCAAUAGCCAGGGCUUUGAUGAGAGAUCCUAAAAUUUUGUUACUGGAUGAAGCGACUUCGGCAUUGGACAACGAGAGUGAAAAAAUUCUACAAGGAGCGUUAGAUGUUGCAAGAAGAGGAAGGACCUGCAUAACCAUUGCCCAUAGGUUGACCACUAUCCAAGACGCCGAUAUGAUCUGUGUUUUAGAGAAAGGAGUAGUUGCUGAAAUGGGAAACCAUCAAGAACUACUACAAAUGAAAGGACUAUAUUAUGAUUUUUAUAACUUACAAUCUGGCCAAAAAUAA
This is a messenger RNA of Phaedon cochleariae (mustard beetle), 3828 nucleotides long. The record is from the annotation of a GenBank genome assembly. NCBI's taxonomy places the organism in Eukaryota, Metazoa, Arthropoda, Insecta, Coleoptera, Chrysomelidae.